This is a messenger RNA of Carica papaya (papaya), 1952 nucleotides long. It is a transcript of the gene PPH, whose product is annotated as pheophytinase. Gene Ontology annotation, biological process: chlorophyll catabolic process. NCBI's taxonomy places the organism in Eukaryota, Viridiplantae, Streptophyta, Magnoliopsida, Brassicales, Caricaceae. Gene Ontology annotation, molecular function: pheophytinase activity. Gene Ontology annotation, cellular component: chloroplast. The record is from RefSeq and is a predicted model, not a curated record.
AGACAAAACAUGAGAAAAACUAGAAAAAGAAGAAAAGGAAGGCAGAAGAAGAAGAAAUUUUCUUGGCUUUUCAAGAAAGAAGAAGCUUUCACGCAACUCCCAAUAUCUCUGUCUAUUCGGGUUUUGCUUAAAAUUGCAGAAGGGAAGACUGAAGAACCCAAAAAAACAAGACACUAAUGACACUUCCCUUUGCAAGUUGAGAGAUAAGAGAUUCUGGGUAUGGAAGUUCUCUCUCACAAUUCCGCACCCUACUGUCAUGUUGUAUACUUAAGUUGUAAAAUAGUCAAAGGAAGAUCAAAUUCAUGGCUGCUCCCACCUUCUAGGAAACACAGACUUUUAUGGUUUGGAAGUAAUAAAAAUGGGCCUCUGAGAAUUUCUGAGAAUAAGCAGUUUCCUUUGAAGAAUCUUGAUAGCAGAAACAAGUUUAGGUCCUUAGAUGUCCUUGGAAGGGUUUCAAGAGUUGAUUAUAAUGUCUGUAAUGGAACCUACAAUGGCUAUGUUAUUGGUAAUAGUGGGGAGGAGGGUGCAGGGACUUUCUCCGGAGAUGAAGAAUCAUUAGCAAAGGUUUUAAUUCCAAGUUUGCCGGAUGAGCCUAAUGGUGAAUGUGGUGCACCAAUAAGUAGUUGUUUUUGGGAGUGGAAACCCAAGCUCACUGUACAUUACGAGAAAUCUGGCUGUGAAAAUGUGAGUUCUCCACCGGUGCUUCUUCUUCCUGGUUUUGGUGUUGGCACUUUUCAUUAUGAGAAGCAACUGAAAGAUUUAGGCCGGGACUACAGAGUGUGGGCAAUUGAUUUUCUUGGGCAGGGCAUGUCACUUCCAUCUGAAGAUCUAACUUCAAUGUCUGAGGAAGUGGGUACCUCUGAAAGGAAGAAUUUGGUAUGGGGAUUUGGAGAUAAAACUGAACCAUGGGCAAAUGAUCUUGUCUACUCUAUGGAUUUAUGGUGUGAUCAAGUUCGAUAUUUUGUAGAGGAGGUCAUUGGUGAACCGGUUUAUGUUGCAGGGAACUCACUUGGAGGGUUUGUUGCCUUAUAUUUUGCAGCAUCCUACCCACAUCUUGUGAAGGGCAUUACAUUACUUAAUGCAACCCCAUUUUGGGGAUUCCUUCCAAAUCCGGUAAAAUCUCCAAGGUUGGCAAGGAUAUUUCCACGGUCUGGAACAUUUCCUCUUUCUACAAAUGUGAGAAAACUCACAGAAUUUAUUUGGCGAAAAAUAAGUGAUCCUGAAAGCAUUGCAGAGGUUCUUAAUCAAGUUUAUGUAGAUCAUUCAAUAAACGUUGACAAAGUCUUCUCUCAUAUACUCAAGAUAACACAGCAUCCUGCUGCUGCUGCUUCCUUUGCUUCAAUUAUGUUUGCUCCUCAAGGACAACUGUCCUUCAUGGAGGCUUUGUCUAGGUGUAAAAGGAACAAGGUUCCAAUCUGUCUCAUGUAUGGAAAGGAAGAUCCGUGGGUAAAGCCUAUAUGGGGGCUUCGGGUAAAAAAACAGAUGCUUGAAGCUCCAUAUUAUCAAAUCAGCCCAGCUGGUCACUGCCCUCAUGAUGAAGUUCCUGAGGCCGGAGUAUUCUCCUGAUUAUGGGUUGAUGUGAAUUCGAGAAACAGGAACUAUAUGCGGAUCAAACAGUUAUUGUUUGUGAAGGAAGGCUGUAUCAUUUCUCCGAAUGUACUCAGAAAUUAGAAAAAUACUAGCCAAGGGUGUCUUGAAAGAGAAUUGUUGGGGAUUUGUUUCUUUCUUUCUUCAUUUCUUGUUCGCUUAAUAUUGAUUUUUGAAAGUAAAUUGAAAGAGAGACCUCAAAGGGAGUUAACUUGUUCUUUUGCCUGUCUUUCCGGAACUUAACAGUUUCGUUAUGGUGCAGGUCGUGAAUUUUUUACUUCGUGGGUGGAUUAAAAACUUGGAAUCUGAUGGCCGCAUCUCGUUACCUCUACUUGAGGAUGCAGAGAGCACUCAAAGUGUUGAAA